This is a messenger RNA of Bufo gargarizans (Asiatic toad), 3635 nucleotides long. RefSeq names its product vascular endothelial growth factor C (gene VEGFC). The transcript is spliced from 7 exons. Gene Ontology annotation, cellular component: membrane. The record is from RefSeq and is a predicted model, not a curated record. Gene Ontology annotation, biological process: induction of positive chemotaxis; vascular endothelial growth factor signaling pathway; vascular endothelial growth factor receptor signaling pathway. Bases 323 to 1537 code for a protein of 404 amino acids. Gene Ontology annotation, molecular function: chemoattractant activity; growth factor activity; vascular endothelial growth factor receptor 3 binding. NCBI's taxonomy places the organism in Eukaryota, Metazoa, Chordata, Amphibia, Anura, Bufonidae.
AUCUCUGCAUGCUCCUCAUUAUCAUCCCCUGCUCAUGCUGACCUCAGCUAUCUCCUGAUGCCAGGCAGCACUGCACCCACACACGUGUGCCACCCCUCCCUCGCAUGUCCCCAUGCUGGCAUUACACACUGCCCCGCCACUAGAUUGUAGCGACCUCCUCGGAUGUGCAGUCUCCUGAGACAACUUUCUUCUUCUGCUCCUUGGCCACCUUUGCUGAGAAGAGGCUGAUGCUGUGGGACUUGCUGGACUGAGUGAGGGGAUUACUGGGAGCUCGCCGUGACCUGACUGCCACCAGGACCUGACCCCCAGUCCGGACUGGAAAAUGCACUUGCUGGAAGUAGCACUACUUUUUCUAUACACAGUAUUGAUUCAGGGGGACAUAGCUUAUGAGUCUGGACAAGGGUAUUACGACGAUCCGGAAUUUGGUGACCUCAAGGAUCACCCAGGCAAGGAGCUGGAAGAGCAACUACGAGCUGUAUCCAGUGUGGAUGAACUAAUGACAUUGCUCUACCCUGAAUCCUGGAAAAUGUUCAAGUGUCAAUUAAGACAAGGAGGACCCUCCAGCUUUGAUACCAGAAGAGAUGACAGCCUUAAAUUUGCAGCUGCACAUUCCAAUUACAAUGCGGAUAUCUGGAAAAGUAUUGAAACUGAAUGGAGAAAGACUCAGUGCACGCCACGAGAAGUAUGUGUAGAUGUAGGAAAAGAAUUUGGAGCGUCAACAAACACCUUCUUUAAACCUCCCUGUGUAUCCUUAUACCGAUGCGGAGGCUGCUGCAACAGUGAGGGGUUGCAGUGCAUGAACACCAGCUCUACGUUCGUCAGCAAGACACUCUUUGAAAUCACAGUCCCGCUGUCUCAAGGGCCAAUAAAACCAGUAACCAUUAGCUUUGCCAACCAUACAUCCUGUCGGUGCAUGUCGAAAUUGGAUGUUUACAGGCAAGUCCAUUCAAUAAUAAGAAGAUCAUUGCCAGCAACUCAAGUGCAAUGUCAAGUGGCAAAUAAGACCUGCCCCAGAAGCCAUAUUUGGAACAACUAUUUGUGCAAAUGUAUACAGCAUCAUGACUUUUCAUCACAUCAUGAAGAAUCAGACUCCUCUGAGGCGUACCAUGACAUUUGUGGGCCAAACAAGGAAUUAGAUGAAGAAACCUGUCAGUGUGUCUGCAAAGGUGGUUUGUUGCCUUCAAGUUGUAGUCCUCAUAAAGAGCUGGAUCGAACUUCUUGUCAAUGUGUCUGCAAACAUAAACUUCUUUCAACUUCCUGUGGAGCCAACAAAGAGUAUGAUGAAGAGAGAUGCCAGUGCGUGUGUAAAAAGACCUGCCCAAAACACCAGCCACUGAAUCCUAUUAAAUGUGCAUGUGAAUGCUUAGAAACCCCAAACAAAUGUUUCCUUAGAGGAAAGAGAUUCAAUCAUCAAACAUGCAGCUGUUACAGACCCCCUUGUACAACUCGACCGAAACGUUGUGACCCUGGUUUCUACUAUAGUGAAGAAGUUUGUCGCUGUGUACCUGCAUAUUGGAAAAGACCACACAUGAACUAAUUACCACAGAAAACAUGAUCCAUAUGCCUCUGAAAACAAGGAACACUUAAUUUUAUUCUAACUUUUGGAUCUACUAUUGCAUUGGAAACCACAUGUGGAGUGAGGAAAAAUGCACUGUGCAGUAUGUAAAAUGGGACCCGAGUUUGAAGAUCGACCAAGAGUUUUUGUUUUUUUUAAGGACUUGAUGGGUCAUGUGCAAUGACAAAGCAAGUCCAUGGUUUUCCUGUGAUUUUUUUUUUUUGUAUCAAGAUAAUGACUAUAUAAUUUAUUUCCACUAAAAAUAUUGUGCAGCAUUUCUGUUUAUAGCAAUAACAAUGUAAAAGCGCACUGUGAUUAAUAUUUUUAUAUCAUGUAAAAUAUGUUUAAAAUAAAAGAACCUAAAACUUGUACUAUAAACUACCAAUAUGUUCAGUCGGAUUCCGUAUCACACCUCAAGAGCAUCCACGUGUAAGACAUUUUAUUUUUUUAUUCUAAGUAUUUUUGGGGUUUUGCUAUUAAAAUUCUGUUUUAUAAUGAAAAGUUACCAUCAGUAUUGCACUGGCUUAUGUUUUUAGGUCAUAUGUUAAUUUGAAGGAAGCAACUGAAAAUGGAAGUCUACUAAGUACUGUACAUCUUUAUUGCAUAUCUAUAGCUAUAGACCUCUAAUGUUUUAGAAGAGUGGACAUAUCCUUAAUGUAAGCUAGGUACAUUUUAGUGAUGGUUGUUGGAAGCUGUAGCUUUAAGGUAAUAUGUGGCAAGCACAUUGCAUGCUCAGUGUUAGAUAUUAUUAAUACUGAAUGAUAUGACUAGCAUAACAAUAUCCUGUACUACAAAUUUUUCCUAUCUUUUCUUUGCUCUUGCCUAAACGUAUCCCAAGAUUAAAAAAAAAAACAUGAUUUUGUGAUAUAGUGCCACAAGAUGUCUAUCCUAUAUAAGUCUAUGUGUGGCCAUCCAGUGGUUGUGAUGCAAAUUGCAGUAUGUCAAUGAUAUUACUAGAAUGUUGCAGUAUUGUAUUGACGUUGUUUCAUGAGUAAUUGGAAUCAAAUUCAAGAAACGUUAACACAUUGGUGGUUAUGACAAAUGAUGUUGAUAAGCAAAAACUACAGCAGAGCUUCAUCUACGACCUUGCCUCCAGAAAUGGCAAAAGGAAAAACAUAUUUUUUCACAUGUCAAUCAGCCAAGCCAAAAGAUGUCAUAUGAUGUAAAGAAUUGAGGAGGCUAUUUUCCUUGGGCCCCUUAAUUGGCGCUUUUGUUAAUUGUUACAGUAUAUAUGUGUGUUUAUGAGCUCAUCUUCUAUAGAGAGAUAAAAAUGCAUUCUGUGCUGUCUUAAAGACCUAUAAUGUCCCCCAUAUGCCCAGGCCCCUCACACAGAUUGUACUUACCUCGCACCAUGGCACCUGUAAACCUAGGUAUGCUCGUUCCCAUCACGGCCUGCGAUUGGCAAUACACCACACCCCCACCCCAUCCGGGAGAUUCUGAGGCGGCUGCAGCCGUGCUGGCAUCAGAAACGACACGGGUGCUGGGGAGUGAGGUAAGUACAACCUCUGUGAGGGGCCUAGGCAUAUGGGAACGCAUUAUAGGUCUUGGAUAACCCCUUUAUCUCAAAAUGCUAGCUCUAAUUGUCUUGAGACCUAGUCAUACCAUCAGGGUUUGACUGGCUGACCAGGGUACUAGAGAAUCUUCCGGUGGGCCUAAGCUCUGACAGUAAUGGACCCCAAAUAAAACAGGGCCUUUAAAGUCCUACAUACACAAUGGGUGGGCCCUCAGAAUCAUUUUCUCUGGUGGGCCCAAGGGACUUUAGUCUGAUGCUGCAUACCAUUGAAAUGUGACCACCAUAUUGUGUUAUGUGCUCUUUUGCUUCUAUUUUAAAAUUUGUAAGCAUAAAACACGGUAGCACCAGCCAUUCUAGAAAGUGCAGAUUUGUUUUUGAUGUCAUAUAUCCAUCUGAGGGAACAUGAUGACAAAGUUGGGUUUGUUGGUGCAUAGUUAGAACAUUUAGAGAUGAGUUAGAGAUGAGCGAAGUUCUUCAAAAUUCUAUUUGGCUGCUUUGCCGAAUUUUGCAAAAAAAAGUGCUUUGUGACAAAUUACAUUGUCACGAAGUGCAUUUCUUUGUAAGAAG